AUGUUACCUAGAAAAUAUUUAUCUGGUAAUGAUAAGAGAAAAAAAAGAAAACGGGCAGAAGAGUUAAUAGAAUCUCAAAAGGGUGUCAUUGACAAUUUUUUUACUAAAGUAGUACAAGUAGAAGAGUCUUCUAAUGAAUUGGGUGAAAAUGAAAAUCAUGAACAAUUUAAUGAGAAUAUAAAUAAUGAAAAUCGUGAUAAUGAGGCAAAUGAGCCUAAUGAGGAUGCGACUAAUAUGAAUGAACCAACUAAUGUACCAAAUACAUCCGAUGUUAAUGAUGUUGGCAUUGAUCAAAGUGACACUUGGUAUGAAACAAGAGUGAGACUAGAAUUGAAUAAAGGCAUUGAUAAAGACUUGCAAAAGUCAAUUUCAAAGGAAAAAGAGCCUAAAAAUAAUUUAGCUUUUCGUGGAUCUAGCGGAAAACUUUAUGAUGAUAGUAAUGGUAAUUUUUUGGGCUUAAUUGAAAUGAUAGCUGAAUUUGAUUUGGUAAUGCAAGAUCAUGUUAGACAUAUUCAAAGCCAAGAAAUUCACAAACAUUACCUUGGUCCUCAAAUUCAAAAUGAGCUUAUUUAUCUUUUAUCUCAUGGUUCCCUUGAUUUGGAUAUUGAUGAUGUAAGGGGGCAAGGUUAUGACAAUGACUCUAAUAUGAAAGGGAAACACCAAGGGGUUCAAAAGAGAUUGCUUGAAAUUAAUCCAAGGGCUUUAUAUAUGCCAUGUGUUUGUCAUAGUCUUAAUCUCACUCUUUGUAAAAAGUUUCAAUCUAAAUGCAUGAGUAUUGGAGUUGUCAUGAAUGAAGUGCAAGGUAUGAUCACAUAUUUUGAGAAAUAUAGAAUUGAAGGGUUUGAAUCUAAUGUUGAUGCAGAUGAUCUUUUUUCUGAAUUGAAAGUGUUACAAAUGACUUUGCCAAAUGAUUUGAUGUCAGCAUUUGAAAUCCUUGAAUUUGUCAAAGUUGCAAAUUGUUAUCCAAAUGUUUCUAUUGCCUAUCGAAUCCUAUUAACUAUGCCGGUGACAGUUGCGUUUGCUGAAAGAAGUUUUUCAAAGUUAAAAUUACUAAAGACCUACUUGAGAUCUUUAAUGUCACAAGAAAGGUUGAAUGGUCUAGCUACUUUAUGUAUUGAGAAAAAUAUUUUAGAACAUAUUAAUGUAGAAACUAUUAUUAGUGACUUUGCAUCUAGAAAGGCUCGUAGAAAUAUUUUCAUAUGAAC
Messenger RNA from Chenopodium quinoa (quinoa), 1205 nucleotides. RefSeq lists its product as uncharacterized. The record is from RefSeq and is a predicted model, not a curated record. Bases 1 to 1203 code for a protein of 400 amino acids. The transcript has 6 exons. Gene Ontology annotation, molecular function: protein dimerization activity. NCBI's taxonomy places the organism in Eukaryota, Viridiplantae, Streptophyta, Magnoliopsida, Caryophyllales, Amaranthaceae.